This is a messenger RNA of Aplysia californica (California sea hare), 2188 nucleotides long. RefSeq lists its product as uncharacterized. The record is from RefSeq and is a predicted model, not a curated record. The transcript has 2 exons. Lineage: Eukaryota; Metazoa; Mollusca; Gastropoda; Aplysiida; Aplysiidae. The coding region runs from base 468 to 2108 and encodes 546 amino acids.
CUUAGACGCACUCAUGCUUACAAAUGUUUUUGCGCGUGUGUAUGUGUGUAUGUGUGUGUUCGUUUGGGGAUAAUAAUGCUAUAAAUCGUAAGUUUGACUUAGAUGAAGCAAUAAUUUGACCACCAUUGCAGUACAUUAAUCACUAAGGACAUUGUUACUAUUUAUAGCGGUAAGUGUGCGAUGAAACAAAUUAAUUCUAUAUUGUGCCUGUACCCGAACACGCAUUGCACUUGACCAUCGAUGAUUUAUUUAUAGAGGCACCAGCCAACCAUGUCCAAGUGCUAUGUUAGCCCACGCUUUGUAGUUUGUAAUGUCCCGAGGCCUGCUAUUGCAAUCGAACCUUUCAGAGGUAUCAGAGGUAUUCGAUACAUGUAUGUAUCAUCUAAGACGGACCGUUGUAAGCCUUGUGUGCUGUGUGUGUGUUUUUGAGUUUGCGUGAGUGUGUAAUAAAUGAGCACAGGUCAGUGAUGUCUGCAUCGCGCAGUUUUCGAGUUCUCCUCUUCCUCAUCGUCUGGAUUCUUCUUCUGGUCAUCAUCACCAACACACCUAAGUAUCUGCCGCUGACAUUUACGUCGUUUCUGAGCGUUCAGAGUGGGCAUGCUGGAGGAGGUGAGGAGCAGAAGGGAUUGUGGCUGCUUUCAGAUCCCUCCAAAAUUGUGCCGGAUGAAAAGCAAGACGUUGAAGAAGACAAAAGUACGACGACAAAGGGGAGUAGAAGAAUUCAAACUUCAGAUGAAUCAGUGAGUGGUCUUCGGAUUCAGGCAGAAAGAGAUAGCCGAAAGUCACGUGAUCAGCCCAGUCAUGUCACUGAAAUAAACACUAAACAAUUACAUUCGUUUGACUCGGAAAGUAAUACUUUAAGAAAUGAUGAUAUCGUGUCUUAUAAAACUAGCAGCCCGUCUUCGAAUGAUGUCCCAAAUAAGAAUGACACACCAACAGUGAAUGACACCCCGUUUAGGAACCACACAGAAGCCCAAGUUUUAGAGUCAAAACACGCGUCUUCGAACAGUGGUAUCCCUAAGACCACUGGAAAGGUAUUUGACGAUAAACUAGACUUGCCCCGUUAUCUUCUCCCCUCUCGCAUCAAUGACAUCUCGUCAGAUAAAAAUGAGGAUGAGAAAUAUUUCAUCUACCGCUGUGAUGAUGGACUCAUGAGAUUCUGCGGAGGUUGGGCGGACAGGCUCAAAGGUAUACUCACCGGAUUCCUCAUUGCUAAUCUGACUGGACGAACGUUCAAGGCUGAGCUCUUGUCGUUUUCUUGUCACUUGGAGAAGUUUCUGGUUCCCAACGUGUUCAACUGGAGCUUGCCUCACUCCUUUCACACGAAGCUUGAGAGACAUGGGAAAUCUGGGGACACGGCGUACUUGAAUAUGGUGGAUAAGUCGGACUUCUAUGGACGUCUACAUUUGAUCAACUUUACCAACAUGAUCGGACCGGCAAAGUUCGCGUAUUUCAAAGCUAACUUGGAUUACAUUGACGGCUUCAAAAAGUCGAAAAUCUACUCAAAACAGCUCUCGUGGAUGAAGAAUUUGAGCCGAGAUGUUGUCUACGCUAAACUUUAUCGAGCUCUUUUCAAACCGUCGUCAGCUCUUCAGAGCCGUCUGGAUUUAUUUUUAGCCACAGCUCGACCCCCUGGUCACAGACUUAUCUGCGCACACAUCCGCAUGGGACGCAACCCCUCCCUGCCCAACGACUCUCAACUACGUCAGACACCGGAAGAUCUACCUGCCGUGUGGAAACACCUAAAAAACCAAUCUCAUCGGUUCAAAAACAGCAAAAUAUUCUUGAUGUCAGAUUCUGAUGAUGUCAUACAGCUGGCCAAAAACCAAAGCUUCGCGGAGAAGCUUGUGUUCACUCAGGGUAACGUAGUGCAUGUUGAGAGGUCCAAAAUGGUGAACGCGGAAGAAAAGUGUGAAGGUCUUGAGAAGGUUAUCUUUGAUCAGCAAAUCCUCAUGCACUGCGACGUCCUAAUGAUCAGCAAAAGUGGGAUCAGUCGGAUGGCGGCUUACGUGAGACAGAAAGACGAUGGUUUGUUUUGUUUGGUGAAGAAGGAGGUCGUCAAGUGUGAGACUAAAGCUCUGAAGGAACUCUAUAAAGUGAUGGGCUGAGGGAGACAGAUGUUUAGUUUUAGUUUUACUAAGAGUUGUACGGCACUUGCAACACAAUAAGGUCAUAUAAGUGCCGAAGA